Branchiostoma belcheri (Belcher's lancelet) is the source of this 1642-nucleotide messenger RNA. RefSeq names its product CDP-diacylglycerol--inositol 3-phosphatidyltransferase-like. The record is from RefSeq and is a predicted model, not a curated record. The transcript has 6 exons. Gene Ontology annotation, cellular component: membrane; Golgi apparatus. The coding region runs from base 174 to 839 and encodes 221 amino acids. Gene Ontology annotation, biological process: phosphatidylinositol biosynthetic process. Gene Ontology annotation, molecular function: CDP-diacylglycerol-inositol 3-phosphatidyltransferase activity. NCBI's taxonomy places the organism in Eukaryota, Metazoa, Chordata, Leptocardii, Amphioxiformes, Branchiostomatidae.
UUGCUCCCAAAAGGUGAAAGGUUGAGGUGGGAAAGCAACAACAAGUGAUGUCAGUGGAUGAGGCCAGUUGAAGGCAGCAGAAUCUGGAGCAGCUGCCUGCAGUGUCUUGUCUCAGUGGACCAUCCUCCUCAUCUUCUUCAUCCUCUCUUCUCUCUUCUCAUCUCUCCAUCAUCAUGCCUGACCAACCAAAGGAGAACAUAUUUCUUUUUGUCCCCAACCUAAUAGGUUAUGGCCGCAUCAUCCUGGCAUUGGUAGCCUUUUAUUACAUGCCAUACGACCCCAUUAUUGGCUCCAUAUGCUACAUCACAAGUGGCAUGUUAGAUGCUGUGGAUGGGUAUGCUGCACGCUCACUCAACCAAUCGAGUCGUGUUGGAGCCAUGCUGGACCAGCUGACAGACCGUGUGGGGACCUGCGGGCUGCUGAUGGUGCUGUGCAUGCUGUACCCGCGCUGGGCCAUCCUGUUCCAGAUCAGCACAGCGCUGGACAUCACCAGCCACUGGAUCCACUUUUAUAGUAGUACAUCUCUGCUGAAGUCUGCCAGCCACAAGACUGUAGAUUAUGGGAGCUCUAUUCUGAAGCUCUACUAUACUUCACGGCCGUUGCUGUUCUUCAUGUGUCUGGGGAAUGAGACCUGCUACACCAUGCUGUAUCUGUGCUUCUUCACUCCGGGACCAUUUGUGCUGCCAUUCCUGGACAUGGGACUGUUUGACCUGCUGUUCUUCGUGUCCCUGCCCAUUGCCAUCGCCAAGUCCUUCUGCAGCUGGCUGCAGCUGAAGGGAGCCAUGUGUGCCAUCGCUGAUGUGGACGUGGAAGAGAGAAAACAACUCAAAAAGGAGUAGGAACCAUUUAGAGAAAGAUUUUGAUCCCAUUUUAGCUCACUGAAUAGCUAUUCUUCCACUGGUUGUGACAGAGAAGACAGAUGCUAUGUACAGUAUUUACAGGUUCAUUGUACCAGGGAAAUUCCUCUUAUUCAACAAGCACAUGCAGUGGACCACACCUUAAUGUCCUGUCCUAAGGACUAUGACCCUUUCCAGUAGCUUGCAUGUCGGGUGAACACAGCCGGGAUUCAAACUCCCAACCUCUUGGUCCAGAGGCAGGGUCGAGGGUUGUGUCCUGAUUAUAUGGAUGACAUUGCAGAUGUGGUAGAAUGCCUUUAUUUCUGUCACAAUAAUUUUGUAAGUAUUUUCUUGGCCCAAUGUUUUUUUCUUGUUGCAUCAGUUUUGAGGAGCCCAGAGUAUGUCAUCUAUAUAAUCAAACCAGUAUGGCCUUACACUUAAAAACUCCAAAAGAGACUUUUGAAAAAUUUAUGAUAACUUCAGGCCAGGACUGGUUUCUAAAUAGAAUGAAAGGCCUAAAUUAUAACAAUCAUUGUGUAAUCAUUGUGUAUCAGUGAUGUAGCAUACAAUGUAUUAAGAACGUACAUAUCUCUUGUAAAAUGUUAAAAUAAAUAUAUAGUAACUGUUAUUCUAGAGGAAAGAGGCUAUUAAGAAAAUGUAUUUUCCAGACUCUGAAUGCCUAUACAUCUAGUCUAAUAACUUUUGGGUGCAGUUCUGUCAUAAAAGCUGUAUUAGGUGUAUAAAACAAUUAGGAAGUGGGUUAUUGUAUGGUAUGUGUACUUUUGCCUGUGCAUUUAUUUCAAGGU